CAUCUCAGCCUCCCUCCCUCACUCUCUUCCCACCCACUCUGUCUCAAUCUCUCUAUCCUUCCUCAUUCUCAAAUCGGAGCUUAGUUCUUUUUUUUUUUUUUUGGAGAACCAAACGGUCUUCACUUUCAGAUCGGCACGGGGCUUAGAUCGGUGUGGAUUGUGAGAUGUCUCCAUUGAGUGAAACGGAAAACAAAUCGCAAGAAAGGCCAAAUAGGUGAGCAAGAGCAAAGACAUUGCUUCACCAGAAAAAGAGCUCAGUAGAAGUCUUCCAGAAGGAACAACAGCACCAUUACCGAAACCAACCCCAAAACUGGGUUAGUGCUCAGAUUCUAGGCUAAAUUUGGCAACUUUACUGCCAGUUUAACCUUUGCUUUUGCCUCACACAAGCGCUCUAUAUAUAGCAACUACCUUGCCUUUUGUGUAAAGCUUUCUUCUAGGAAAAAGUUGGAGGAGAAGAAGAAGAAUGGCGAGAGAGAAGAUUCAGAUCAAGAAGAUUGACAACGCCACAGCUAGGCAAGUCACUUUCUCGAAGAGGCGAAGAGGGCUUUUUAAGAAAGCUGAGGAGCUAUCCGUGCUUUGUGAUGCUGAUGUCGCUCUCAUUAUCUUUUCUUCUACUGGAAAGCUCUUUGAGUACUCCAGCUCAAGCAUGAAGGAAAUACUAGAGAGACAUAAUUUGCACUCAAAGAACCUUGAGAAACUGGAUCAACCAUCUCUUGAGUUGCAGCUAGUAGAGAACAGCAACCACUCCAGAUUGAGCAAGGAAAUUGGAGAGAAAAGCCAUCAGCUGAGGCAGAUGAGAGGAGAGGAGCUUCAAGGAUUAAAUGUAGAAGAACUGCAGCAGCUAGAGAGGUCACUGGAAUCUGGAUUGAGCCGUGUGAUAGAAAGAAAGGGUGAGAAGAUUAUGAAAGAGAUAAAUGAUCUUCAAAGAAAGGGGAUGCAAUUGAUGGAAGAGAAUGAGCGAUUAAGACAGCAAGUGGUAGAUAUAUCUAAUGGCCGAAGACACAUUGGCACUGAGUCAGAGAAUCUGAUUGCUGAGGAAGGCCAGUCAUCAGAGUCUGUCACUAAUGUCUGCAACUCAACUGGUGCCCCUCAUGACUAUGAAAGCUCAGAUACAUCCCUCAAGUUAGGGCUACCCUACUCUGGGUGAACGUUUGGAGGAGCUUACGAAGCAAAACAAAUAUCUGAUCAAUACAAAUGCAGGUCCGUUUUACUUGUAUCAAAGGAAUUAUAUCCAACCCAUGCUUUGUUAAUGGUACUUGAAUGAUGAGUACCAUUUUUGUUGAAGAACGAUGAGAACCUAGAUGUUCAUUGUUCAAAUAUUUUCAUACUGAAGCUAUGAAUUACAUAAGAGUCUCUCCUCUGCACUACGGAAUGCUUUGUUGCCACAAGCAUGGUAUAGUAUCACAGCCUAGUCCUUAAAGUUUGGGAUGGUAAGGGGUGUAACCCAGUACAUUGAUGAAGUUCUUAUGACAUAUGAAGUGUCGUUCCAGCAAACCUUGCCCGUUAUUCUGAACAAGAGAUUAUGUUGUGUAUGCGUUAUUAGAAUGUAUUUGGGCAUAAAUUUAAAAUACCUUAGAAAAUUUGAAAUUCUUGCAAAAUUUAGAUGCAA
Molecule: messenger RNA, 1609 nt
Organism: Quercus robur (English oak)
Lineage: Eukaryota; Viridiplantae; Streptophyta; Magnoliopsida; Fagales; Fagaceae
Product: MADS-box protein SVP
Exons: 12
Coding region: 464-1147 (227 amino acids)
Biological process (GO): positive regulation of transcription by RNA polymerase II
Cellular component (GO): nucleus
Molecular function (GO): protein dimerization activity; RNA polymerase II cis-regulatory region sequence-specific DNA binding; DNA-binding transcription factor activity, RNA polymerase II-specific
Source: RefSeq, a predicted model, not a curated record